Messenger RNA from Cuscuta campestris, 1681 nucleotides. The record is from the annotation of a GenBank genome assembly. Lineage: Eukaryota; Viridiplantae; Streptophyta; Magnoliopsida; Solanales; Convolvulaceae.
AUGUUUAGGAGCUAUGAGGUAGUGCAGCUAGAAACUACGGAGUAAUUAAGGAAACACGCACCAUUAUUACAUUAUAUUGCUCAAUAUCAUAUCCAUGGGAAAGAUGCUGGGAGGAACUUCAUGGUUCACAGCAGUAAAAAGAGCCUUCAGGCCUCCCACUAAGGACAGCCGAAACAUUGAUAAAAAGGGUAGCAGAAGGAAAGAUCAGCAGCAUGAUGAUGGCGAAGAAGAUGAAGAAAAGAAAAGAGAAAAGGGGAGAUGGUUGUUCAGGAGACCUCAGCCAGACAGGGUGGCGAACAAGUCAAAGCACGCCAUUGCGGUGGCUGCCGCCACUGCUGCGGCGGCCGAAGCCGCCGUGGCCACAGCGCAAGCAGCAGCGGAGAUUAUCCGGCUGACACGGCCUUCCACCAACCCACCGCCUCUGACCCGGCUACACUCCGCCGCAACCGCCAUUCAAACUGCCUUCCGCGGCUAUUUAGCCAGGAGAGCUCUUGUUGCUCUGAAGGGGAUUGUGAAGCUUCAGGCUUUGAUAAGGGGCCAGAAUGUUCGAAAGCAAGCAAAGAUGACCCUGAGAUGCAUGCAGGCUCUGCUUCGGGUGCAGGCUCGGGUUCGCCAACAGCGUGCCCGCCUCUCCCACGACGGCGGCCGGAAAUCCGAAGCCGGCAACACAUGGGAAUCUAAGUAUAUUCCGGAGAGGAUGUCACUGUCCAGAGAUGGAAGCUCCAUCGCCGAUGACUGGAGGGACUGCCCAAGAACACUUGAAGAGCUCGAAGAAAUGUUGCAGGCCAGAAAAGAGAGAUCAUUGCUUCAUUCUCUCCCACAACAGGGAUGGAGCUCAGAAACAGAGCAUGAGGGAGAUGAAAGAGGAGGGAACUGGCUGGAGGAAUGGAUGUCAUCCAAACAAUGGCGGGAUCCGGUGAAGACGGUGGAGAUCGACACCGCAUUGCCGUAUUCCUACGCGGUUCCUCCGAGUGGGGGCAGGAGAUCGCACCACCACUACAAGCAGCAAUCUCCUCCGCCGCCGCCGCCGAGUCGCCGGAGACCCGCGGCGGUUCUGCCGCCGGCGACUCCGUCUCCGAGCAAGCCGAAGCAGGUCCAGGUCCGGGCAACGAGCCCGAGGCGUCUCGAGAAAUGCUACUCGACCGCCAACACCCCGUGCCUGCGCACCGGGUCCCGCUUCAGCACCUCGUCUAAUAGCGCUUCGGUGCCGAACUACAUGGCCGCCACCGAGUCUGCAAAGGCUCGGGUCCGGUCCCAGAGCGCCCCCCGGCAAAGGCCUCCCACCCCCGAGAGGGAGCGCGGGACCGGGUCGGCAAAGAAACGGCUGUCGUACCUCGCGUCGGAGUCGUCUCUGACGAAUGCCGACGCGAGGAGCUUCAGCCAGAACCUUAGGAGCCCCAGCUUCAAGAGUGUCCAAACAGGGUGGUGUGUGGGGAUGGGGCAGUUCUCAAACACUGAUAGCAUUGGGGUUGGGGAAAUUUCUCCUUGUUCAACCACUGAUCUUAGGAGGUGGGUAUGAUGUAAUGAUUUUAGGCUAUGUUGUUUUCAUGAUUUUAGGCUUGGUAUUUGAGAAAAAAAAAAAAGAAGCUAGACAGUCCUCACCAAGUCUGAUUUGAGUCCUCAUUGUAUUCUAAUCCCAUGUACUAGUAGAAAUGAGCUUUGGAAGUGUGCUGGUUAAUUG